Messenger RNA from Neltuma alba, 1638 nucleotides. Its product is annotated as tyrosine decarboxylase 1-like. The record is from RefSeq and is a predicted model, not a curated record. Gene Ontology annotation, cellular component: cytoplasm. Bases 25 to 1560 code for a protein of 511 amino acids. Gene Ontology annotation, molecular function: pyridoxal phosphate binding; carboxy-lyase activity. NCBI's taxonomy places the organism in Eukaryota, Viridiplantae, Streptophyta, Magnoliopsida, Fabales, Fabaceae. Gene Ontology annotation, biological process: amino acid metabolic process; carboxylic acid metabolic process. The transcript has a single exon.
CAAGGUAGUUCCACAGCAAUCAACAUGAAUCCUCUCGACCUAGACGAAUUCAAGAGGCAAGGUUAUAUGAUGAUUGACUCACUCGUUGAUUAUUAUCGUAAUGUGGCUAACUUCCCAGUUCUGAGCCAAGUCCAACCUGGUUACCUCCGAAAAAUGUUGCCAUCUUCUGCUCCAAGUAAACCUGAAACCUUUGAAACCAUACUCCGGGAUGUUCAAGACCACAUCGUCCCAGGAAUCACACAUUGGCAGAGUCCUAAUUACUUUGCAUACUUCCCCAGCAGUAGCAGUACCGCAGGUUUCAUGGGCGAAAUGUUAAGCACAGGGUUUGGUGUUGUCGGGUUCAAUUGGAUUUCAUCACCUGCUGCGACUGAACUUGAAAGCAUCGUCAUGGAUUGGCUUGGACAAGCUCUGAAACUCCCAGAGAGUUUUCUUUCAUCAAGUAACGUUGGAGGCGGCGUUUUGUUAGGGACAACCUGUGAGGCCAUUCUGUGCACACUUGUGGCUGCAAGAGAUGAAAAGCUUCGCCAAAUGGGGAAGGAGAAUCUAAAGAAGCUUGUUGUUUAUGGGUCUGAUCAAACUCAUAGUGCUUUUCAAAAAGCUGCUCGUGUUGCAGGAAUCCACUCAGAAAAUCUCAGGGUCAUCAAAACCAACAAGUCAAGUUCAUUUGCUUUGUCACCACAUUCACUCCGUUCUGCAAUAAUCAAGGAUGUGGAGCAUGGGCUCGUUCCUUGUUUUCUUUGUGCCACUGUGGGAACCACUGCAACUGCUGCCGUUGAUCCUAUUGGACCAUUAUGUGACGUGACAAAUGAUUAUGGCAUUUGGGUCCACGUGGAUGCUGCUUAUGCAGGUGGGGCCCUUAUUUGCCCAGAGUUUAGGCAAUUUCUUGAAGGAGUUGAAGGGGCAAAGUCGUUCAGCUUCAAUGCACACAAAUGGUUUUUCACUAACUUAUGUACUUGUUGCCUUUGGGUGAAGGAUUCUUCUUGUUUAACAAACUCCCUCUCAACAAAUCCUCAGUUCUUGAGGAACAAAGCUUCUGAAUCGAACCAAGUGAUCGACUAUAAAGAUUGGCAGAUAGCAUUAAGCAGGAAAUUCCACUCCCUCAAACUAUGGUUUGUUCUUCGUAGCUAUGGCCUGGACAACCUCAGAAGCUUCCUCAGAAGCCACGUGGAAAUGGCCAGAACUUUUGAAGACCUUGUGAAGCAGGAUAAGCGGUUUGAGGUUGCUGCACCUAGGUACUUUUCUCUUGUCUGCUUUAGAAUUUCACCAAGAACAAUCUCUAAGAAGUCCUUCUGUGGUGGUACGGAUGAUGAAGAUCCUGAGUUCUGUGGUAAAAUCAUAAAUGAUGACAGUGAAAGCCUUGCGAAUGAAGUGAACGGGAAAUUGCUGGAUUCAAUUAAUGGUUCAGGCAAAGUGUAUAUGACUCAUGGCAUGGUUGAAGGAGCUUUUGUGAUUAGAUGUGCGAUAGGUGCAACAUUAACGGAGGAACAACAUGUGAUUAUCGCGUGGAAGAUAGUUCAAGAACAAGCUAAUUCUGUGCUCUCAGUGUUUUCCAACGCAUAAUAGGGUAUUCCAAGCUACACAAUGGAAAGCAUUUACGAAGAGGCGAGCGUUAUUUGUCAGAUCAAUAGGGUCAAAUUA